ACUAAAAUCUAGGGCUGGUUCAGUUGCCCGGGACAAAAAAAAAGCAUGUUGCAAAUUUGUAAUACUGGGAACGAAUGCAAAAGUUGCUAAGAAAAUCUGUUAACCAUUCAAGAUACGUUAUGUUACUUUUGAAUCAAUUGUGAAUCAGGAUCCAUGCGACUUGGCUGAGGCUGUGCUAAUAAAAUAGGAGAGAAUUUGAUCAUUUCUGAAACUAAAAGAAAAACAGCAUAUAGGAUGAAAGUCGACAAUUGCCAUAAAAUAUGAACUCUACCAGUUAAAAGGAGCUGAUCGUUUGGGAUUCACCUGGAAAGACAGUGGGACUUUGCCUCUGCCAGUUCGCCUCCUGGCGCACUCUGGCCGCACUUCACGUUUCUGUCGAAUAACCUCCCGAAUUUCGCCGCUGCCGUGAGACAAGCAGCCAAGAGAGGCCGACAGAUCCCGAGGUAUACCGUAUCCACAGAAAUAAGCAGCGCGCACGAAGCGAGAGGUACAGCUGGCGCUCUAUCUGUACUCGGAGCUCCCACACAGGGUUGCCAACUCAUCGACGCGGUCGGGGAUCGAUUGGAUCAGCUUGCGCGUGGCACCCCGCUGACGACGCCCGGCACACGCGCAUGCGCAGUGUGCCAGUAAGAUGGCGACAUCUUUGCAGCGGUUGAGUCGUGUGGCCGGACUGAGGCUUCUCGGAAGGGCUUGGACUAGCUGGAAGCGACAGCCCAUCCUACACAACUGGAAUAGAUUCCAGGCAACACAAGCAACAGCUGCACAUGUUGUUCUGAAUAUUCCAGAAACAAAAGUCACUGUUUUAGAAAAUGGACUUCGAGUGACAUCUGAAGACUCUGGUCUUCCUACAUGUACAGUUGGACUAUGGAUUGACGCUGGGAGCCGCUAUGAGAAUGAGAAGAACAAUGGAACAGCUCAUUUUUUGGAGCACAUGGCUUUUAAAGGCACAAAGAAACGCUCUCAGCUGGACUUGGAACUUGAAAUCGAGAACAUGGGAGCCCAUUUAAAUGCAUACACAUCUAGAGAACAAACAGUGUAUUAUGCUAAAGCAUUUUCUAAAGAUCUGCCCAGAGCUGUUGAAAUCCUUGCAGACAUUAUUCAGAACAGUACCUUGGGAUCCGCUGAGAUUGAGCGUGAGCGAGGUGUUAUUUUAAGGGAAAUGCAAGAAGUUGAAACCAAUCUGCAGGAAGUAGUCUUUGACUAUCUGCACGCCACAGCAUAUCAGGCAACAGCUUUAGGCCGUACCAUUCUGGGACCUACGGAAAACAUCAAAUCCAUAACUCGAAAUGACCUAGUGGAAUAUAUCACAACGCACUACAAAGGACCAAGGAUGGUAUUGGCUGCAGCUGGAGGAGUGGAUCAUGAUAAAUUGGUUGACUUGGCAAAGCAUCAUUUUGGUAAUCUACUAACAACCUACAAUGGUCAUACCACACCAGACCUGCCUCCUUGUAAGUUCACAGGAAGUGAGAUUCGGGUAAGAGAUGACAAGAUGCCAUUGGCUCAUAUUGCAAUUGCUAUUGAAGCUAUUGGCUGGUCACACGCAGACACUAUUCCCCUCAUGGUAGCAAAUACCUUAAUUGGUAACUGGGACCGUUCUUUUGGUGGUGGUGCGAACUUGUCCAGUAAGUUGGCACAGAUUGCUUGCCAGGGUAAUCUCUGCCACAGUUUCCAAUCUUUCAACACCUGCUAUACAGAUACUGGUCUGUGGGGGCUUUACAUGGUCUGUGAGCCCAAUACGAUUGACAACAUGCUGCAUUUUGUUCAAAGAGAGUGGAUAAGAUUGUGUACCAGUGUUACUGACAGUGAAGUUGCAAGAGCCAAAAACCUCUUAAAAACAAACAUGUUGCUGCAGCUUGAUGGAUCAACACCAAUCUGUGAAGACAUUGGGAGACAAAUGUUGUGUUAUAACAGAAGGAUUCCAAUCCCAGAGCUUGAAGCUCGUAUUGAAGCUGUUGAUGCUAACACAAUAAGGGAUGUAUGCACCAAGUAUAUCUACAAUAAAUGUCCUGCAGUUGCAGCUGUUGGUCCUAUUGAACAGCUCCCAGAUUAUAACAGAAUUUGCAGUGCAAUGUACUGGGUGAAUGUGUAAAUUACACAAGAUAAAUGUUUAUAUUCUAUUAAAUGUAAAAUAAAGUGAGACAUUUGUACUAGA
Hemiscyllium ocellatum (epaulette shark) is the source of this 2152-nucleotide messenger RNA. RefSeq names its product peptidase, mitochondrial processing subunit beta (gene pmpcb). Gene Ontology annotation, molecular function: metal ion binding; metalloendopeptidase activity. The transcript has 14 exons. Lineage: Eukaryota; Metazoa; Chordata; Chondrichthyes; Orectolobiformes; Hemiscylliidae. Bases 632 to 2089 code for a protein of 485 amino acids. Gene Ontology annotation, cellular component: mitochondrion. The record is from RefSeq and is a predicted model, not a curated record.